Talaromyces proteolyticus is the source of this 710-nucleotide messenger RNA. RefSeq lists its product as uncharacterized. The transcript is spliced from 3 exons. Bases 132 to 425 code for a protein of 97 amino acids. The record is from RefSeq and is a predicted model, not a curated record. Lineage: Eukaryota; Fungi; Ascomycota; Eurotiomycetes; Eurotiales; Trichocomaceae.
GUGGGAAAGAUGGACUCACUUAUUGCAUGAAUUGAGGACAGACAAGAGAGACUCAAAAUUCCGAUUGCUAAGGCGUAUUAAGAACAACACUCUAAUAACAACCGUUGAAAUACUACGGUGGUUCCAAAGGCAUGAAGUCCUUCUCGGCUCCGAGAUUUGGUCUUCUUCGAAAAACGCUGAUGGCUUUAAGCAUGCAAGAUCCUCGGAUGAAAGUCGUUAUCGCCGGCCCAGACGGUGCUGGAAAGUCUUGUCUUCUAUCCUUUCUAAAGAAAACAAUGGAGGAUCGCUUUAAUAGUGUAAUGUCUGUCAUGGUUGAAGCUCCACUGAUGCUCAGGAUGGAGACACGUUCAAAAGAGUCCAAAUAUGCUAAGGUCUUUGAAUUUUGGGAAGACUCUAAAAUUACGAAAGUUUUCUGCCGCUAUUAGGUGUCAUGUAUGGUUAUGUUGAUAUCGCCCUGAUUUGCUAUGCACUAGACGAGAUGAUCUGGGGCAACCCUGACGGGGCAUGGGAAGUGCUAAAUAUGAGGCUGUGGGAUGCAAUAGGUGGUAUGGAAGUAUCCGAUAGGAGAUUGAAAUCACGAAAGAACCCCACGGUAUUUCUGGUCGGAUGUCGAGGUGAUUUAUUGGAUGACAACUCUGCGCUUGUGGGUCAAUUGAAGAUUGCCCAAUGGCGUCAAAAUAUUACAAGUUUUAUCGCCGAGAAUGGUUUAC